AUGAAACAUGUGCAACACGUGCAACUCCUCCUGUUGUGCAUUCUUACGCUUCUACUUAGCGAGAACAGAAGUGGCGUUAAUAACGUGGGGGUGAAGAAGCGCAGAUCCGACUUUGCCCCACAGUGGGGGACAAGUGCAGACGAAAAAAGAAGAGCCAAGUGCAGGUGGUUAGGGAAAAGAACGCUGUUUCUGUACCUGCCCAAUCGGAACCCGUGGAAACAAAACGUAGGAAACCCGCCUGAAUGGGAAGACAGAUUAAGGGGAAGAGACAUUCACAAAUGUAGCAAAAGGAAACAACUUUUUUUCGAAAGGAAUGGAAUAAACGUCCCACAAGAUGUUGCCAUGUUUGGGAAGAUGAAUAUAUACUAUGUGAGGGAGAGCGUGUACGAUCGGGGAAAAAAUAAUUUAGUACCAAAUGAGGUGCACUCUGAGAAUAUCGAGGAGUUAGAGGAGGAGGAUAUCAUGGGGGGGCGAAAUGACAACAACGCCGUUGAGGGGGGCGCCUUACAAAGGGGCGAUGAUGCCUCCUCGGUGGACGUCAAAAAUGCAAUGGACGCACAUGGAGGCAAAACGGGAGAGGGCAAAACGGGGCCCCCUGCGGAGGGGGAAAAGGUCUUCAAAUACAUCAAUCAGGACCGAGACUACAUCGCACAAGUAGGAAACUCCCCCAAGGUUGACGUAUACGAACGGAGGUACCGGGCAGACGAGCAGAAGCUGCAGCGCAUGUUCGAAAACAUCAAUGAAGUGAACAUACAGCUGCUGAAGGAUGUGAAGAGCAUAGACGAGAAGGAAAAACUCAUAAACAAAAGGGUCAUAGAAAAAGUGAGGGAAGACAUUAAAAGGUACCAGGAGAAGGACGAAAUUAUGGACAUCCAUGGGAAUGUUGUCCACCCGUCGGAGACUUCCCCCACCAGCAGUGGCGGUAAAGGAAAAGGGAAGGAUGAUGCGAAACAGAAAAAUGACCCCCUUGCAGAUAUGGACGAAGAGGAAAAAAACGAAGUCAUCAAAAAAUUCUACAUGGUUGAAAAAAAGACGGAUAAAUAUUUAGAAGAAAAUGUCUACUUAGUAAUGCAGACGUGGCUUCCUGACUUGCGAAUUGAUGACACUCUCAUCGUCAUCGACAACGUAGAAAAAUUUUACAACGACUUUGACAUAAAGAAAUAUCAUGAAAAAUUCAACGAAGCAAAGGAAAAAAAUUUUGCACACGAUUUGAAUUCUCACAUAAUUGAAAAUGUCCCAAGUGACAUCAAUGAAGAUCCCGAAGUGGAAUGUGAAAAUGUAAAUUCAUACAACAGUACAUACAACAAAUUAAACAAUUAUAAUUUGAAGAGGUAUACAUACACAUACACGACGAACGAUAAUAUGGACACAAAAUUUACGAAGAAUGAGCCCAUGCCUCCUGUUGUCAUAAUUAACACAAGAAAGAAUUUCCUCGUCCAAGAAUGGGAAUGCAAAAAUUUCAAGAAUAGACAGAAAAGAAACAAAGCUCAAGAAUAUACGAGGAUCCAGAGGGCAUUUCGACCCUUUUCCUACGUCGACCUCAGUGACAUAACAUGCAUUUAUAAAAAUAAUUUUCUCCAGUUGAAAAUGAAAAUGUGCCAUCGGAAGUAUAAGGAUGAUGUGUACCCCUUUUUUGUUCCCAUUAAUAAAACCCCAGAUGAACUCCUUGAUUUCCAGGGGUAUAAAAAAAAUGGCGAUUACGCUUGGUCCUUUUUUUGGCACCAUUUUAAAUAUGACCAGGACACGGACUAUGGCUUCCUGAACAGAAAUGUAAAAUUAAACAUAACCGAAACGAAAUUUGAAAACGUGAACAAGAAGAAGUCCAAAAAGAUUAUGCGCAAAAUUUUGAAGGAAACCAAGGGGGUAUGA
This is a messenger RNA of Plasmodium coatneyi, 1869 nucleotides long. RefSeq lists its product as uncharacterized. The coding region runs from base 1 to 1869 and encodes 622 amino acids. The record is from RefSeq and is a predicted model, not a curated record. The transcript has a single exon. NCBI's taxonomy places the organism in Eukaryota, Apicomplexa, Aconoidasida, Haemosporida, Plasmodiidae.